Molecule: messenger RNA, 1287 nt
Organism: Carcharodon carcharias (great white shark)
Lineage: Eukaryota; Metazoa; Chordata; Chondrichthyes; Lamniformes; Lamnidae
Gene: vps26c
Product: VPS26 endosomal protein sorting factor C
Exons: 9
Coding region: 316-1083 (255 amino acids)
Biological process (GO): intracellular protein transport
Cellular component (GO): endosome
Source: RefSeq, a predicted model, not a curated record
GGGACCCCUGUCUUUUUUCCGCUCCCCGGGCCUGGCGAGAGGGGCGCGGGAGAGUCAGCUGACGGUAACGGCUGCCGCCUCCAUGGGGUCGGUUGUGGACAUCAAGCUGAAGCGGGCGAACAAAGUUUAUCAUGAGGGGUGCUCCCUCCUCACAGCCUUAGUGCAGCAGUGAAGCAGGCAUCACCAUUGAAGGGUUCGCAUUUAGGAAAUGAUUCUUGCUGUCCAGUUAGCUGAAGAACUUGCUAGGAAACUCUGUCUGGAGUGGUUAUUUUAUCCAGUAAAGAAGCCAUUCAGCACCAGGGAAUCACCUUGGCUAUGGAUGGGAUUGUUAGCCUGCAGCUCAGUGCGAAGAGUGUUGGUGUAUUUGAAGCUUUCUACAAUUCUGUCAAGCCUAUCCAGCUCAUCAGCAAUAGUGUAGAGGUAACCAAGGCAGGGAAGCUUCCCAGUGGCCGGACAGAAAUCCCUUUUGAAUUCCCGCUGAAGGUAAAAGGCAGUAAAGUUAUGUACGAGACGUACCACGGCGUCUUUGUAAACAUUCAGUACACACUACGUUGUGAUGUGCGUCGACCAUUGCUUGCCAAAGACUUGACCAAGAGCUGCGAGUUCAUUGUGCAUUCACUGCCUCAGAAGGGGAGGCUGACCCCAAGCCAUGUGGACUUCAGCAUCACCCCUGAAUCACUGCAGAACGUCAAGGAGAGGACAGCACUGCCUCGAUUCACAAUCCACGGCCGCCUUGACUCCACGAACUGCGUCAUCACCCAGCCGCUGACUGGAGAGCUAGUGGUGGAGAAUUCUGAUGUAUCCAUUAAAAGCAUCGAGCUUCAACUCGUGCGAGUGGAAACCUGUGGUUGUGCAGAGGGUUAUGCAAGAGAUGCCACAGAAAUUCAGAACAUCCAAAUAGCCGACGGUAAUGUAUGCCGAAGCCUCGCGAUCCCCAUCUACAUGGUGUUUCCUCGGCUUUUUACCUGCCCCACGCUGGAAACAACCAAUUUCAAAGUUGAAUUUGAGGUGAAUGUUGUGGUGGUUCUCCAGGACGACCAUCUGAUCACUGAGAAUUUCCCACUUAAAAUCUACCGGUUUUGACUUCCACAGGGAGCAGAGCGAUUGUCUGUCGAUGUGAUAUCCAGCGUCAAAGAUGACGAAUGACAUUGAGUUGCUGAAAACUAGUUCACAUUCCAUUUUGAAAAGCUCAUUUCCUAUGUAACUUGCCAAAUGGUUGAUUGGUAUGCACCUUUUGAGAAAUGGAAUAUUGUUUUCUUUUUGAAAAAAAAUAAAUAUUUGCACAUU